Molecule: messenger RNA, 6150 nt
Organism: Labeo rohita (rohu)
Lineage: Eukaryota; Metazoa; Chordata; Actinopteri; Cypriniformes; Cyprinidae
Gene: gtpbp2b
Product: GTP binding protein 2b
Exons: 12
Coding region: 182-2002 (606 amino acids)
Biological process (GO): translational elongation
Molecular function (GO): translation elongation factor activity; GTP binding; GTPase activity
Source: RefSeq, a predicted model, not a curated record
UGACGAGUAUUGGAGGCGGUCUUUACUGAGGAGGAUGUAGCUGCGGUCAUGGCUCCCAGACCGCGUAUCCCAGUGCAAUAGUAAAUAACUUGCAUAGGAAAUGCAUUGUCCUUUUUAGGAUACAUAUAUAUUUACAAUUUCAGAUUCAAACCGUAGCCUCUCCCUUAUAUGCGAGCGAGCUAUGGAUGCGCAGGUUGCAAACCAUUGCAGCAUCAAGUCUGCAGCGAAACCGAGCAGCCCGCAGAAUAAUGCAGCUGAAGGCAGGAUGGAAAAUGCACCGAAAAAGAAAUCCCGCACAAGAAGAGGCAGGAGAGGAAAGCGACGGAGGGGCAAGAAGGCCAACGAGCCUCCGCCGUUUUUACCACCGGAGGCUGAAGAGGGAAACAUUGAAUACAAGCUGAAGCUGGUAAACCCCACGCAGUAUCGGUUCGAACACUUGGCCACGCAGUUGAAAUGGCGACUGCAGGAGGGCCGCGGGGAGGCCGUGUAUCAGAUUGGGGUGGAGGAUAACGGUCUGCUGGUUGGACUUACAGAAGAAGAUAUGAAAGCCUCGCUUAAGACUCUUCGCAGAAUGGCUGAGAAGGUUGGAGCUGAUAUCACGCUCCUGAGAGAGAGGGAGGUGGACUGCGAUAGAGCCCGACGGAAAAUCGCUGAAGUUCUUGUGCGGAAAGUUCCAGAUGACCAGCAGUUCCUGGAUCUCCGCGUAGCUGUUCUGGGUAAUGUUGACUCAGGGAAGUCAACUCUGUUGGGGGUGCUGACUCAGGGAGAGCUGGACAACGGACGGGGCAGGGCCAGACUCAACCUUUUCAGACACCUGCAUGAGAUUCAAACCGGACGGACGUCCAGCAUCAGUUUUGAGAUCCUGGGCUUUAACAGCAAAGGAGAGGUUGUAAACUACAGUGACUCCCGUACAGCAGAGGAGAUCUGUGAGAGCUCUUCUAAGAUGAUCACUUUUAUCGACCUGGCUGGUCAUUAUAAGUACUUGAAGACCACUAUAUUUGGCCUGACAAGCUACUGCCCAGACUUUGCCAUGCUGGUGGUGGGAGCCAAUACUGGCAUAGCUGGCACAACUAGGGAGCACCUUGGUUUGGCGAUGGCGCUGAAGGUGCCCAUAUUCAUUGUGGUGAGUAAGGUGGACCUCUGCGGUAAAAGCACAGUGGAGAAAACGGUUCGUCAGCUGGAGAGAGUGCUUAAACAACCCGGCUGCAACAAGGUCCCAAUGGUGGUGUCCAACCCUGAUGAUGCCGUCACUGCAGCACAGCAGUUUGCACAAUCCUCCAGUGUGACGCCCAUCUUCACCCUCUCUAGUGUGUCUGGGGAGAACCUUGACCUUCUGAAGGUCUUUUUUAACAUUCUUCCUCCUCUGAGCAACAGCAAGGAGCAGGAGGAGCUCAUGCAGCAGCUCACAGAGUUCCAGGUGGAUGAGAUUUACAGUGUUCCUGAUGUAGGAACAGUAGUCGGUGGAACACUGUACAGCGGUGUGUGUCGUGAAGGAGACCGGCUGGUUGUGGGUCCCACCGAUGAUGGGCGGUUCCUGAGGUUGAAGGUGUGCAGUAUUCACAGGAAUCGCUCCGGCUGUCGCGUGCUGAGAGCUGGACAGGCCGCCACACUUGCGCUUGGGAACUUUGAUCGCUCGUUACUACGAAAGGGCAUGGUCAUGGUGAGUCCCAAAAUGAACCCUACAAUUUGCUGGCAGUUUGAGGCCGCCAUAGUCCUCCUGUUCCAUGCCAAGACUUUCCGCCGUGGUUUCCAGGUCACGGUGCACGUGGGGAACGUGAGGCAGACGGCCACGGUGGAGUGUCUCCUUGGGAAGGAGGAGCUGCGGACAGGCGAAAGAGCUGUAGUGUGUUUCAGAUUCUUAAAGCACCCUGAGUAUUUGCGUGUGGGAGCCAAGCUGCUCUUCAGAGAGGGGGUGACCAAAGGCAUCGGACACGUGACGCACCUCCUACCCUCGACCCAGAACCACGUGCCUGAUCAAAACCGCAACCAGAACCACAGUUAGGCACAUCGGGGAGUGACACCAUAAAUCAAGAGGACAUUUGACUGCAGCUGCAGUGCUUCCUGUCCUUGCCUUGAGUUUGCAUCCCCAAGUUCAAUUGUGCACCUUUUAUUUCCGCUCUAUAGAUUUGCCUAUAUUAAUUGCAGAUUUGCCUGUGUAAUUGCUCUCCGCUCCUGUGACAUUUAGAAGGUUGUGGUACAGUGAUUUACUGAUUAUAUGAGUAUAUGUCUGCCAGGUGUAAUGGAGCUCGGAAACCUUUCCUGUUUUUACACAGGUGCGUGUUUCACAUUCUAAGUUAAAGCUGGCUGACCUUGAGUGAAGCAUGUGGGAUUUCAAGUCGCUAAGUUAGGUAUCUGGAGCAAAUUUCUGCAGGAACAACUCCUGCAGACUGCAUUAUGGAUAUGAGAACAUUAUCGUAGCAUUGGAAAAUUAAUUUCUUCAGCAUUAGUUCUUCAGAUCUUCGGUAGUAUUAAAUACGUGAUGUUGCCCCGUAGAUCUGAUGACACUUCAUAUUUGUUUCAUUUCUUUUUUGCACAGGAAGGUCAGAGGCAAGAAUCUUAGUGUAGACCAGGUGACAUCAUCAGGUGAGAGCUCCAUAAACUGCACUGAGUGUGUCAGAUAAGAGUCAUAUGUACAGAUAAGAGAAAAUGUACAGAGUAGUGGGUCCCCAGGACCAGGAUUGAAAAAAACUGCCUUAGGCCAUAGGUUAGGGGGUCGGGGUGGCUAACGUCUGGAAAGCCAGAGUCUUCCAAUCAAGGUCUAAAGUUACUAGAAGUCUACAGGCAGGUGAGUUUUUAUCAAAGUUGGAGCAAAACUCUGCAGGACCAUGGCUGUCCAGGACAGACAUUGGCCACCCCUGCCAUUGGUCUUCAGCCCUGUUCCUGGGAACCCACUGUGGUGCAACGCUUAACUACAACCCUAAUAAAAUACACCUGAACCAGCCAAUCAGUGUCUUCAGGAUCACUGGAAUAAAGUUUGAAGGACAGUGGGUCCCCAAGACCAGAGUUGAAGACCUAGGCCAAGAGUUCUCAACCCUGGCCUGUGAGAUCCAUUUUCCUGCAGAGUUCCAAUUUAGCUCCAGUUUAGCUCCAAUCUUGAUCAGACACACCUGCUUGUAACAGGUCUGUUUGAUUAGCUUUGGAGCUGAACUCUGCAGGAAAAUGGAUCUUGCGGACCAGAGUUGAGAACCCCUGACCUACGCCUUAAGCUCAAAGUAUACUUGAGUUUUGAAGUGUAUGUGUACAGCUGAAUAUAUAAGCUUUUCAAAUACUCCAUUUGAUGACAAGCUGCUCACUGCAGAGGCAAUGGGUGGAGCUUGAUUGGACGUAAAGGGUGGAGGUAGACACUUCAGCGACACCCUAACCCUACCCAUAAACCAGGGAACUCCAACCUUGCUCCUGUAGAGUGACUUUGGUUUCAACCCUGCUGUCUUUAAUUACUAAGUGGCCCUGAACACCUUAAUUACCUGAUUCUGGUGUGUUUGUUUGGAGUUGAAGCUGAAAUCUGCAGGAUGGUAGCUCUCCAGGAGCAGGGUUGGAGACCGUUGCCAUAUCCUGAUUGCUAAACAUAACUCCACCUAUUAGGUCCACAGAGGUGGAGCUAAACUAGGUCAAACUCCACCCAUUACGUCCAGAAGCUGAGUGUUAUUUGGCUCUGGAGUGAGCACUUCUUGCAUUUGAUGGCCAGUUUUGCCACCUUAUGAACCUUUUAGUUGGUGGUUAUUAAAAUGUAUGUCCAAUAUGUCCGCAAACCCUAGUUUACACAUAAAAACUCAAGUACACUUUGGGCUUUAGGCUACGAUUGUUGCUUGUCAGUCUGUAUGAUAUACAUUGUAGUAGUGAACAGUUUGGUCCUGCUACCCGCUCAGCAGUACUGGAUACAAUUUGUUGGAGACUAAAAAGUAUUUUUUAACAGCAGAUGGCAGUGUGUGCUUUAGAAGCAGCCAUACUCUGCUUGCGUCCAGUUCCUUACACACACCACUUGAACUUAAAAAAAGUUCAAAAAGGUUGAAGCGAUUACAACAGUGUUCACAGUGAGCUGUGUUUACAUUUAUCUCGAAUUAUAAAAGCAUAAAAGCCUAGGUGCAAGUACAUUUAAGCACUUAAAUUAAAUGCACAAGCACUCUUCAUGAGCAUUUAAGUGCGCACCAUCUGCUGUUAAAAAACUAAGUUCAGAAUCAAUUCCAGAGAGAAUUGCGAUAUAUGCGGAAAAUCGAAUCGAAGCGAUUUAUCGCCACACCCUUAUUAAAAAGGCUAUUACUCAGCGUAUGUCAACGUUACAUUAGGCGAAAUUGUAAUGUGUGCGGUUGAAAACUAGUCUAGAGCGCCAUCUGCUGUUAAAAACUAAGCUCAGAAUCGAUUCCAGAGAGAAUCACAAUGCAAUCAGAAAAAAUUUAAUUGAAUUGGUUUAUCGUCACACCCCUACUAAAAAGGCUAUAAGUCAGCAUAUGUCAACGUUACAUUAAGCAAAAUUUCAACGUGCAGUUAAAAAUUAGUAUAGAGCGCCAUCUGCUGUUAAAAACUAAGCUCAUAAUCGAUUCCAGAGAGAAUUGUGAUGUAUUAGGAAAAUCAAAUUGAAACGAUUUAUCAUUGCACCCCUACUAAAAAGGCAAUUAGCCAGCAUGUCAACAUGUUACAUUAAGCAAAAUUGUAACGCAUGUGGUUAACUAGUCAAUCAGUGCCAUCUGCUGUUAAAAACGAAGCUCAGAAUCAAUUCUGGAGAAAAUCGUAAUGCAUUCGGAAAAUCAAAUUGAAUUGGUUUAUCGUCACACCCCUAGUAAGAAGGGUGUAAGUCAGCAUAUGUCAAAAUGUUACAUUAUGUGAAACUGUAACAAGUCUAGAGCGCCAUCUGCUGUUAAAAACUAAGCUCAGAAUCGAUUCCAGAGAGAAUCACAAUGCACUCGGACCAUAAGCUGAAUCGGUUUAUCAUCACACCCCUACUAAAAAGGCUAUUAGUAUAUGUCAACGUUACAUUAAGCGAAAUUGUAACGUGUGCAGUUAAAAACUAGUAUAGAGUGCCAUCUGCUGAUUUUAGAGAGAAUCGUGAUGUAUUCGGAAAAUCGAAUCGAAAGGAUUUAUCAUCGCACCCCUACUAAAAGGCAAUUAGCCAGCGUGUCAACGUUACAUUAAGCAAAAUUGUAACGUGUGUGGUUAACUAGUCAAGUGUCAUCUGCUGUUAAACACUAAGCUCAGAAUCGAUUCUGGAGAGAAUUGUGAUGUAUUCAGAAAAUCUUGAAAACGUCUUUCCACCAAUUUUUAAUGUAACAUAAAAUGUGCAUAUUUUAAUUUGAAUGAAUCGGACAACUUAAAAAUCAUUUCACAAAUGAUUUACACAUUGUUUUUGUCCAGCCUCGUUUUUGUUCAGGUAAUUUGGUAUCAUUUCGAUGCAUUGGUUGGUGUGAUGAAAUAUCGCCCCCUAUCUACAGGACGAGGUAACAGAAAGAGAUUUUUGGAGCUCUAUGGUUGUAGGAAUAGUCAGGUAUGAUUGGUAUUUCACUAGCUUGAUUACAUUGUGCCUAAUUAUAAAUGUAUUCACGACUCCAAAAAAUGUUGUGCAUAUUGCACGAUUGUUUGUAAGCAAAUAUAAGCAAGGUCUAGGUCAUUUUCCGAUGGCUUACAGGGUUAACUGGGUUAAAUUUACGGCAGCUUCGUGUGAUGGGCAUUCGUCUUGAGCAUGCACAGGAACCCAGCUAACCAUAGUGUUGUGCGUCCCGUUCACCCGUGCACUCCUAUUCGAGAUAUUGUGCAAUUAUAAAAACAUUGAAUGUACUGAUUCAUAAAUAUAAAUGUUCCAUUUGAAGUUACUAAACUAACAAUGUGACAGCUACGCUCAUUUCAUUUAACAGUAUUGAGCAUUGGGCAUCAGUAUUAAAACAUGAGCAGAUAUUUUAGACAUUUUAACGAAGAAAUUCGUUCCGCUUUUGUUUUAUAAACGAGGCCCAAUCGCUUUCAUAACUUCAGCUGUUGGUCAACAGUGCAUGUUGUGCUUACACAAUAAUAUUAAUAUUGUCUGAAGUGCGGCUGGUGAGCUUUUUACAUUUGAGAUGUAUCUUCAUUUUAUGUACUUCUGCAAAAAGACUUUGAAAGUCUAGAAUCCAGACUAGAUAUCUAUUGCUUUGCUAUUAGUUCCUAUGUAAUAAAGAAUUAAUGUUU